Messenger RNA from Zasmidium cellare ATCC 36951, 1068 nucleotides. RefSeq lists its product as uncharacterized. The record is from RefSeq and is a predicted model, not a curated record. The coding region runs from base 1 to 1068 and encodes 355 amino acids. NCBI's taxonomy places the organism in Eukaryota, Fungi, Ascomycota, Dothideomycetes, Mycosphaerellales, Mycosphaerellaceae. The transcript has 3 exons.
AUGUCGAAAGCCACGCCUGUCCAUUUCGUGGGCAGCAUCCCGCUGCCUGAUUCCGCAACGACCUUCGAACACAUCUCCUCUGCCCUGCCAAACCCAGGCCAAGUCAAACGCAUUCCGGACGGAGAGCCUGGCCAGCGCGACUACUUUGUCAGAUGGCAGAAAUCGGUCUUCCAAGACGCUGGCGUUGGCCAUGUACUUAUGCAAGCGUUCCAACCCGAUGGGUGGAAGUCUCACAGCCAGCAGGAGGUGCAAGAAACAAUGCAAAGAAUGCCAAAGCUGGAGACGAAGUACGAUGUUGAAGCUAUCAAAUCUUACAAGACCUUUUGUGAGGUGCGCGAGAAGGGUAGAAUCUCGCGGGGCGUGAAAUUCCAAGUCUCUAUCCCCACGCCGGACAACUUCAUCGGCACGAACAUCCAGCCCGACUUCCAAGCACCCAUCGCGCCCCUCUACCAGGACGCCCUGAUCCGCGCGAUCCGCAACACACAAGCCCACAUCCCCCACGAAGACCUCGCGAUCCAACUCGACGUCGCCCUGGAAAUCGCCCUGCUGCACGGCACCUGGUACGACGAGUUCCAAGGUCCGGUCUCUUACCUCCCCAUCAAGGCCCGCAAGGACGUCCUCAUGCCCAUUAUCGUGGAGAAGAUCGUUAGCCUGGCGAAUGCUGUCGCAGGGGAUGUUGAGCUGGGGUUUCAUUUCUGCUAUGGCGACCUCUUCAACAAACACUUCCUCCAACCCCCCUCCACCGCCCUCAUCGCCGAGCUCGCCGCCAACAUCCUCUCACGUCUGCACCGCCCCGUGGCCUGGAUCCACUUUCCCGUGCCGAAAGACCGGACCGAUGAAGCAUACCUCCUGCCCUUGAAAACUACCCUUCUGCCGAAGCUGGACGCUGAGACGGAGGUUUAUGUCGGUCUUAUACAUGCUUAUGAUUUUGAGGGGACGAGGAGGAGGCUGGAGGUCGCGAGGAGGGUGCUGGGGGGUGGGAUUGGGGUUUCGACGGAGUGUGGGCUUGGGAGGAAGGAUGGGGCGUGGUUGGGGAGUGUGCUGGAGAUCGCAAACGCGGUGCAAUAG